GUUGAAACAGGUAACACUUCCUGAGAAGAAGACUCCUUCUUCUGGUGCUUUGAAGAACAUUCUGAAGAUUGUAUAGCAGACAAUGCAUCAAGAAUCUAUUUAUUGAGUCCUUCUAAAACAGAAGCGAGGAGCUCCCUAACGUAAACACAUAGGGUUUAUUUUGAGAAGGAAAGACAUAUAUUUUUUUAAAAAAGCAACCAUAAAGUAGACAGCUUAGUCCAAAAACAAAGUCCACUUUGGAAGAUGUCUAUGAACAACUCUUCCAAUGUAUUUCUGGAUUCAGUGCCCACUAAUAGCAAUCGCUUUCAAGUUAAUGUCAUAAACGAGAGCCAUGAAAGCAGCGCAGCUGUGGGUAACAAUGCCGACCCUCCACAUUAUGAGGAAACCUCUUUUGGGGAUGAAACCCAGAACAGAUUCAGAAUCAGCUUUAGGCCUGGGAAUCAGGAGUGUUAUGACAAUUUCCUCCAAAAUGGAGAAAACGCUAAAACAGAUGCCAGUUUUCAUGCUUAUGAUUCUCACACAAACACAUACUACCUACAAACCUUUGGCCACAACACCGUGGAUGCCGUUCCCAAGAUUGAGUACUAUCGCAACACGGGUAGCAUCAGCGGGCCUAAGGUCAACCGACCCAGCCUGCUUGAGAUUCAUGAGCAACUUGCAAAGAACAUAGCGGUGGCACCGGGUUCGGCCGACAGGGUUGCUAACGGUGAUGGGAUGCCUGAAGAUGAAGAAGCCGAAAACAAGCAAGAGGAGGAUAAAGCCGGAGCUGUGAAGUUUGGAUGGGUGAAAGGUGUGCUGGUAAGAUGCAUGCUGAACAUCUGGGGUGUCAUGCUCUUCAUUCGCCUCUCCUGGAUUGUUGGAGAAGCUGGAAUUGGUCUUGGUGUGAUUAUCAUCGGCUUAGCUGUGACAGUGACUGGUAUCACUGGUUUAUCCACCUCUGCUAUUGCCACAAAUGGAUAUGUCAGAGGAGGUGGGGCCUACUAUCUUAUUUCCAGAAGCUUAGGGCCUGAGUUUGGUGGAUCUAUAGGCUUGAUCUUUGCUUUUGCCAAUGCAGUGGCUGUUGCUAUGUAUGUGGUGGGAUUUGCUGAAACAGUGGUAGAUCUUCUUAAGGAGAGCAAUUCAAUGAUGGUGGAUCCAACCAACGACAUUCGGAUAAUCGGCUCCAUCACAGUGGUGAUUCUUUUAGGAAUUUCAGUAGCUGGAAUGGAAUGGGAAGCAAAGGCUCAGGUGAUACUUCUGGUCAUUCUCCUCAUUGCUAUUGCAAACUUCUUCAUUGGAACCGUCAUUCCAUCCAACAAUGAGAAGAAGUCCAGAGGUUUCUUUAACUACCAAGCAUCAAUAUUUGCGGAAAACUUCGGGCCAAGCUUCACAAAAGGUGAAGGCUUCUUCUCUGUCUUUGCCAUUUUUUUCCCAGCAGCUACUGGGAUUCUUGCUGGUGCCAAUAUCUCAGGAGACUUGGAGGAUCCCCAAGAUGCCAUCCCCAGAGGAACCAUGCUGGCCAUUUUCAUCACCACUGUCGCUUACAUAGGAGUUGCUAUUUGUGUAGGGGCCUGUGUGGUCCGAGACGCCACCGGAAGCAUGAAUGAUACCAUCAUUUCUGGGAUGAACUGCAAUGGUUCAGCAGCCUGUGGGUUGGGCUACGACUUCUCAAGAUGUCGACAUGAACCAUGUCAGUAUGGGCUGAUGAACAAUUUCCAGGUCAUGAGCAUGGUGUCAGGAUUCGGCCCCCUCAUCACUGCUGGCAUCUUUUCUGCAACACUCUCGUCAGCCCUGGCCUCCCUUGUCAGCGCACCCAAAGUGUUCCAGGCUCUGUGCAAGGACAACAUCUACAAAGCCCUGCAGUUCUUUGCAAAGGGAUAUGGGAAGAACAAUGAACCCCUGAGAGGAUACUUUCUCACUUUCGUUAUAGCCAUCGCGUUCAUUCUUAUUGCGGAACUGAACACCAUUGCCCCCAUCAUCUCCAACUUCUUCCUGGCCUCAUACGCCCUUAUUAAUUUCUCCUGCUUCCAUGCCUCGUAUGCCAAAUCUCCGGGAUGGAGACCUGCAUAUGGAAUUUACAACAUGUGGGUAUCUCUUUUUGGAGCUAUUUUGUGCUGUGCAGUUAUGUUUGUCAUCAACUGGUGGGCAGCUGUUAUCACCUAUGUCAUUGAGUUCUUCCUCUACAUCUACGUGACUUAUAAGAAGCCCGAUGUGAACUGGGGCUCCUCCACACAGGCUCUUUCCUACGUCAGUGCAUUAGACAACGCCCUGGAAUUAACUACCGUGGAAGACCACGUGAAAAAUUUCAGGCCCCAGUGCAUUGUCUUAACAGGGGGACCUAUGACAAGACCCGCUCUCUUGGACAUUACUCAUGCCUUUACCAAGAACAGUGGCCUUUGCAUCUGCUGUGAAGUCUUUGUGGGACCUCGCAAGCUGUGUGUUAAAGAGAUGAACAGUGGCAUGGCAAAAAAGCAGGCCUGGCUUAUAAAGAACAAAAUCAAGGCUUUUUAUGCUGCAGUGGCGGCAGAUUGUUUCAGAGAUGGUGUCCGAAGUCUCCUUCAGGCCUCGGGCUUAGGAAGAAUGAAACCAAACACUCUGGUGAUUGGAUAUAAAAAAAACUGGAGGAAAGCUCCCUUGACAGAGAUUGAGAACUAUGUGGGAAUCAUACAUGAUGCGUUUGACUUUGAGAUUGGUGUGGUCAUAGUCAGAAUCAGCCAAGGGUUUGACAUCUCUCAGGUUCUUCAAGUGCAAGAUGAAUUAGAGAAAUUGGAACAGGAGAGACUGGCUUUGGAAGCCACUAUCAAAGAUAACGAAUGUGAAGAAGGAAGUGGAGGCAUCCGAGGCUUGUUUAAAAAAGCUAGCAAGUUGAACAUUACUAAGCCAGCUCCUAAGAAAGACAGCAGCAUGAACACAAUCCAGUCGAUGCACGUGGGGGAGUUCAACCAGAAACUGGUAGAAGCCAGCACCCAAUUUAAAAAGAAGCAAGGAAAGGGCACAAUUGAUGUGUGGUGGUUGUUUGAUGAUGGAGGGUUAACACUUCUUAUCCCCUAUAUCUUGACUCUCAGAAAAAAAUGGAAAGACUGUAAAUUAAGAAUCUAUGUUGGAGGAAAGAUCAACCGCAUUGAAGAAGAAAAAAUAGCAAUGGCUUCUCUUCUGAGCAAAUUUAGGAUAAAAUUUGCAGAUAUCCAUAUCAUUGGUGACAUCAACAUUAAGCCAAACAAAGAGAGCUGGAAAGUCUUUGAAGAGAUGAUUGAACCAUACCGUCUCCAUGAAAGCUGCAAAGAUUUAACAACUGCUGAGAAAUUAAAGAGAGAAACCCCGUGGAAAAUUACAGAUGCAGAACUGGAAGCAGUCAAGGAAAAGAGUUACCGCCAAGUUCGACUGAAUGAACUCUUACAGGAGCACUCGAGAGCUGCUAACCUCAUUGUCCUGAGCCUUCCAGUGGCAAGGAAAGGAUCUAUAUCAGAUUGGUUGUACAUGGCUUGGUUGGAAAUCCUCACGAAGAACCUCCCUCCUGUUUUACUAGUUAGAGGAAACCACAAAAAUGUCCUGACGUUUUACUCUUAAUACAUGAAAGAUUAGAACACAUCUUAACUUAAUGUAUGAAUAAUUAAGAAAUAUGUCCUAGUGCUUUAUGUUGUAAAUCUGAUCUAUGGAUAUGCAAACCUCUGAGACAAUCAUAUAGGAUUCCAUAUAAACUAUGUCAUUAUUUUUUUUUAUUAGUUUUGGGGGCUAUUUUUUUUUCUAUCAGCUUAAGACAAUGCCACCCCUAGAAAAACAUCUUUAAUGUUGCUGUUGUUGUGAUAGACAAGGAAAUUAAGGAAAC
Molecule: messenger RNA, 3805 nt
Organism: Callorhinus ursinus (northern fur seal)
Lineage: Eukaryota; Metazoa; Chordata; Mammalia; Carnivora; Otariidae
Gene: SLC12A1
Product: solute carrier family 12 member 1
Biological process (GO): chloride ion homeostasis; potassium ion import across plasma membrane; sodium ion homeostasis
Cellular component (GO): apical plasma membrane
Molecular function (GO): sodium:potassium:chloride symporter activity
Source: RefSeq, a predicted model, not a curated record